UAUACUCCUCAGCUUCUGUAAGAACUUGGAGCUCAGUCCGCUUAGGAAGUUAGAGUUUCAAUUAAACUUCAUGUCGCCAACAUUACUUUUCUUGCUGAACUUGGUGGUGACUGCUAGUGCAGCCCUUGCUGUCGAUGAGAGAAGAAGUCGAACACAAGUACAGCAGUUCGUAACAGAGGCCACAUCCAUUAUCCUCAGCCAUUUGAAGGAGACAGCGAGAACAGUUGCCCUGUACACUGAUGAAACCCCGGACGUCACGCAGGUCAAACUAACCAGCUCAUUACAUUCAGCUUUGGCACUGCCAGUGUUUGUACUCGGAAAGACUAUACUUGGGACUCUUCACAUGCCCCGGCAAAGUACUGCUUUCAUAAUAAUGUGUGGCAGUGGCGAAGUCCAUGCCUUCAUGCGUAGACUCUGGCUAGCUUCGAAGACUCCUCUGUGGAGGUCAUGGUACACAGUCAUAUUUAUUGACACCGACCUAACCAGGCCUCGCAAGGAUAUAACUUUUAACCUACUGGAAACUAGCUGGAGGAAGUACGAAACAUUGAAUUCAUUGGAAAUUACUAUGCUACUGAGCGCUGAUGGUUUAGAAACUCACGCGGUGGCCAAUUGCUUUAACCCCUUUGUGAGUAAAGGCAAAUCUUCAUCAGCAAAAAUCAUUCAGCGUAUAAAUCAGAACUUAUUUAUUAAUGCUAGAGGAUAUCCCAUAAAAUUACCCGCGCACGACUACCCUCCUUUCAUGUACGAAGUGACUAAGCCAAAUGGAGAGAAAACUUUGGGCGGCAUAAUUGGUGACGUCGCAGAAUUGAUUUUUAAACCCCCCAACAUGACAGCUAUAACUCAGCGGAAUACUUUGGUUGACCUUUCCCGAUGGGCCCUUUCGGACUCGUUUUAUCAAGAAACACCCGAUAUUACAUAUCCAUUUACCUUGCUCCAAUCACAGCGUCUGUACAGAUCUACAUACCCGUACAUGAUAGAGAAGUUCGUGAUCAUAGUGCCCAAAGCCCAGCAAGUUCCACCCUGGAUGACCGCUGCUUUGCCCUUCACUAAGCCGCUGUGGCUCAUGUACUUGUUUUUUUACCCGGUCCUGGUCUCUGUCGGCAAGCUAUGCUCGCUCUUCUCUGGAUCAAAUACACAGCUCUCAUUUCAGGGCAUGGAGCUGUUUAGACUAUUCCUCCUGGGGAUGAUACAGCACCAGAUCAAAUCCGCUUGGUUUAGAAUGUACGUCGGUUCUAUAUUGUUUACCAGCAUUGUAUUGAAUAACGCUUACAGCGGAUCUUUCACCAGCUAUAUUACAAUACCUCAGUUUUACGAUGACGUGACAAGGUUGGAUGAAAUUGACAACCUAUAUUUAUCCGUAAAAGUUCCCUCUGUUUUUGGUACCAACAUUGCCUUUAAUGUAACAUCAUUCUUGCCAGACAUAGACUUUGACGAUAAAAUAACGAAUAUUAUAUUUGGGCGACUAAAAGUAGUUAAUAAUUUGGAAGAUGCACUAUGUGAUGUAAUAGUUAAGAGGAGAGACUGUGUUCUGUACUUUUCAACCGGCGCGAAGUACGAAUUGAGCAAGCCAGAGUACUUUCAGAACUUACGGCCACUACUCCAUUUAAUAGAGCAGACUUUCUUCUCUGUUUAUGCAGUUGCCGAGUUUAGAGAAAACUGUCCUUUUUCUGAGAUAGUGAAUAAUUAUCUAUGGCUUUCAAGAGAGUCUGGUUUGAUUGAAAAAAUUUUGUCCAAUACAUUUGGGGAAAACUUUUCAAACUAUGAUAAAACUGAAAGUGUUAAAGUGCCUUUGAGUAUUAAUCAUUUACAAGGAUUUUUUUAUGUUCUUUUUCUGGGAUUCGUUUUUAGUGUUUUGGCUUUUACUACCGAAAUUUCUUGGGUUCACUUUUGGGGUAGAUAAAUAGUUAAAUAAGAUUUUCACACUUACUUGCUUGUUUUUAGUGUUUUAUAAAUAUUCACAUACUUUAUUUAUCAGUGUGUGUGUUUUAUAACAAACAAUUGCUCUGCAAGGUUAUAUGACACUAUUUUUUUUUCACAUUAUUACUUGGACAUUCUUGAUUUCAGACAGAGAAAUAAAUUUUUAACACAGUGUAUCUGAUGUAAUUUUGAGUGGUAAUUUUUGUUAGUUUAAGGAAAAUGCACAUUUUAUAGGUUUUUUGUGUAACAAUGAACAAAAAGUAACGAAAAAAGUUGAAGUAUUUUUAGACAGUACUGUUUUUAUCAAUAAUUGAUAUUUAUUACCUAUUUUUAGAUGCGUGAAUAAACUCGUAGAAAUGUCUGUAAAAUUAUAUAGGAUGAAUAAUAACCUAAUAUGAGUCUAUAUAUAGUAUUUUCAUAAAAAAAUAUGGCCUGUCUCUUUAAGAUAUCCACCACCUCAUAGAUGUAUUAAAAACUUAUACAAAUAUUUUGAUUUAUAGGUAUGAUAAAAUAUCUGAAAGCAUGUUGUGGUAUCUGUCAUAAUGUUGCAUAUCCCUAAAUAUAACAUAUUUGUUUUUUUAAAAUAUCUUUAUAUUCUACUAUGUGUUUUGACUGUAUUAAACUCUUUAUAAUUUGAAGUAAAUGUAUUCA
This is a messenger RNA of Bacillus rossius redtenbacheri, 2568 nucleotides long. RefSeq lists its product as uncharacterized. The record is from RefSeq and is a predicted model, not a curated record. The transcript is spliced from 2 exons. Lineage: Eukaryota; Metazoa; Arthropoda; Insecta; Phasmatodea; Bacillidae. Bases 71 to 1900 code for a protein of 609 amino acids.